Molecule: messenger RNA, 1596 nt
Organism: Lathyrus sativus (Indian pea)
Lineage: Eukaryota; Viridiplantae; Streptophyta; Magnoliopsida; Fabales; Fabaceae
Source: the annotation of a GenBank genome assembly
AUGCAUUCUAUAAUAUUUUUCUUAGCAACUUUUGUUGUUCUAUUACAUGUUGCACUCUCCACUUCAAUUCCAAUUGAAGAAACUUUCAAUAACUGUUUAUCACUUCAUUCAAAAAUUCCAAACCAGUUUCCAUCUGCAAUCUACACCUCUACCAAUAAUUCCUACACUUCGAUCCUUGAAUCCACUGCUCAAAAUCUAAGGUACCUGUUGCCUUCGGUACCCAAACCAGUUUUCAUAUUCACUCCAUUCCAUGACACACAGGUUCAAGCAGCUGUGAUAUGUGCAAAACAGAAUGGUGUUCACAUGAGAGUGCGCAGCGGAGGGCACGAUUAUGAAGGACUUUCUUUUGUUUCUCUUAUCGAGAAACCGUUCAUGAUCUUAGAUCUGGUUAAACUGCGCGAAAUCAAUGUCGAUAUUCCUCAUAACACAGCUUGGAUUCAAGCCGGUGCAACUAUUGGUGAAGUCUAUUACAGAAUUUCGGAGAAAAGUGCAGUCCAUGGUUUCCCUGCAGGCCUUUGUACAUCCUUAGGUAUCGGCGGCCACAUUACCGGAGGGGCUUACGGUUCUAUGAUGAGAAAGUACGGCCUCGGUGUUGACAACGUCGUUGACGCUCGAAUCGUCGAUGUUAAUGGAAAAAUUCUUGACAGAAAACAAAUGGGAGAAGAACUGUUUUGGGCUAUAAGUGGAGGUGGAGGAGGAAGCUUCGGAGUUAUUCUCUGGUGGAAGAUCAAGUUGGUUCCUGUGCCACAAACUGUGACGGUUUUCACCGUAACAAAGAGCCUAGAACAAGGAGGAAACAAACUUCUCCAUAGAUGGCAACAAGUAGCACCGAAUAUCGAUGAGAAUCUCUUCAUUAGAGUCAUUAUUCAGUCGGGAAAUAGUACUGUUCCAGGUCAAAGAACAGUAACCACUUCUUACAAUGCUCUAUUUCUUGGUGAAGCUAAUAAGCUUCUCAGAGUUAUGAAACACAGUUUUCCAGAACUAGGUUUAACAAGAAAAGAUUGUUUGGAAACUAGCUGGAUCAAAUCGGUUCUUUACAUAGCUGGAUAUCCGAAUGGAACACCUCCGGAAAUUCUUCUCCAAGGAAAACCAAUAUCCAAGGAUUACUUCAAAGCAAAAUCAGAUUUUGUCAGACAAGUGAUUCCAGAAACUUCUCUCAAUUCCCUAUGGAAGAUUUUUCUUCAAGAGGAUGGGCCUUUCAUGAUUUGGAAUCCAUAUGGAGGAAUGAUGAGUAGGGUUGCAGAAUCUGCAACACCUUUCCCUCACAGAAAAGGGACACUUUACAAAAUUCAGUACUUAACAGGAUGGAUUGAUGGAGAAAAGAAUAUGGCAAAGCAUAUGAGGUGGAUGAGGAAGUUUUACACGUUUAUGACACCUUAUGCAUCAAAAUAUCCGAGGGAAAACUAUGUGAAUUAUAGAGAUUUGGAUAUAGGGAUAAACAAGAAGAAUAGUACAAGCUUUUCACUUGCUUCUUCUUGGGGUUAUAGGUAUUUUAAGGGUAACUUCAACAGGUUAGUAAAGGUGAAAACUGAAGUUGAUCCGUCUAAUUUCUUUAGGCACGAGCAGAGUAUCCCUCCAAUGCCAAUUGGUAAGUAA